Helianthus annuus (common sunflower) is the source of this 692-nucleotide messenger RNA. RefSeq names its product 30S ribosomal protein 3, chloroplastic. Gene Ontology annotation, biological process: translation. The record is from RefSeq and is a predicted model, not a curated record. Lineage: Eukaryota; Viridiplantae; Streptophyta; Magnoliopsida; Asterales; Asteraceae. Gene Ontology annotation, cellular component: ribosome. The transcript is spliced from 2 exons. Gene Ontology annotation, molecular function: structural constituent of ribosome. Bases 49 to 507 code for a protein of 152 amino acids.
CAACACUUAUGCGACAAUCUCAUCUUCUCAACAUUUCAUCUCAGCAAAAUGUUAUCGUCAUUGGGCAUGACUCCCCUGACUUUAAAUUUCACCUACAAACCCUACACAUUCAAUUCCACCACCCUUAACAAGCUCUCAACAGGCCCCAAUUUCAGCCAUGCCUCCACAAGAUUCACGAACCCUAAACCUCCCAUGGCAGCCGCCGGAACAAUUGCAUCGGAGGAAUCUCAGAAGCUUGGAGUGGUGGUGAAGCCGAUGGAGAAGACAAGACUGGUGCUGAAGUUCACAUGGAUGGAUAAAAACAUCGGGUUAGCCCUGGACCAAGUGAUUCCUGGUUACGGGACCAUUCCGGUCAGUCCCUAUUACUUUUGGCCAAGAAAGGAUGCCUGGGAAGAACUUAAGGUGAUGCUGGAGAGUAAGCCAUGGAUAUCUCAAAAGCAGGUCAUUAUUCUUCUUAAUCAGGCUACUGAUAUCAUUAACUUGUGGCAGCAGAGCGAGCGGCCAUGAUUUACGGUAGCUUCAAUAUUGUGUGGGUUAUAUUAUAUAGAUAUGAUGUAUAUUUUGUUGAAGAUUGUGAUGUGGUAAACCUAAUACUUUUCACAUUUUGAUAGAGAAAAGGUUUUACAAUUACCACGGUUGUUCUCUAUGAGUUUUCAUCUUUUCAAGACGAUUUGUUACAUCUUUGUUUGACA